This is a messenger RNA of Aspergillus ibericus CBS 121593, 582 nucleotides long. RefSeq lists its product as uncharacterized. The record is from RefSeq and is a predicted model, not a curated record. Bases 1 to 582 code for a protein of 193 amino acids. The transcript has 4 exons. Lineage: Eukaryota; Fungi; Ascomycota; Eurotiomycetes; Eurotiales; Aspergillaceae.
AUGUCAACUGCGGGUUGCAUGUAUCCGACAAAGUUUCUCAAAGGACUGAAACAGGGGGAAGAUUUGUUCCAUGCGGGAGAUGUCAACUGCGGUAUCUAUGCAGCCGAAAGCUGCUCUAAGCAGCAGGGAUUGUGCAUCUCAGCCAAUCAGAGUUCUUCUGGGUGUGAGAUGUCAACUGCGGUAUUCCGCCAAUUAGAUCUCUUCCCCAGGCGAGAUGUCAACUGCGGUAUCCAUGUAUCCGACCAGCAGCUUAGUAUUCAGGGUGUGCAUCUCUACCAAUCAUGUUCAAUGUACAGAGGAGAUGUCAACUGCGGCAAGCAUACAUCCAACAGAGUUACUCUCAAGCUAGACCCUGCACUUCACCACCAAUCAGAUUUCUUCUAUAUCCUGGAUGACCUCCUGCACAGAGGAGAUGUCAAUUGCGGUAUCCAUGUAUCCGAUCAGUCUGUCCCAGAGCUGCAGGACCUGCACCAAUCAUCUUGGGGGUAUGGAGGAGAUGUUAACUGCGGUAUGCAUACACUCGAUGGCCUUGUACACGAGCUGUACUUGCCCAAUCACACUGAUUCAAUAUCUGGGAUAUGA